This is a messenger RNA of Caenorhabditis auriculariae, 2326 nucleotides long. The record is from the annotation of a GenBank genome assembly. Lineage: Eukaryota; Metazoa; Nematoda; Chromadorea; Rhabditida; Rhabditidae.
AUGGGUUUUCUUUGGAAGUUGUCAAAGUGAGUAUCGAAACACGCUUUUUUUCCAGUUAGAUGCUCGUUUUAAAUUUUUAUUCAUAGGUUUGCUAUUAAAGUUGGCUUGGUCGCCGGCGCAGUCAAAAUAUCGAUUGACAACGAUAUUUGGUCACUGAACAAUGUUAAGGUUGGUAAUUUGUUUAUUUUAUGAAAAAUUUAUUUGUUUUUCUUCAGGGAUCCGAUUUGUACCAAAAAAAUUGAAAAAGUACAUCCUCCCUGGCACGAUCGUUUUUCCUGAACAGGUACGGAAAUAUUCCUUUGAAUAUUUGAAAUUUCUAGAGCUAAAGUAUUGAAAUUAUACCUUUUUUUUCGCCCAAUCCUUUUUUUACUCUUUUUACUCAAUUGUUCUUUGUCUUAGAUAGAGUUCAAAGUUUGACUUUGCAGAUAAGAUGAAAUGAAGUAAUUGUAUUAAAUAUAUUUUUUUCCAGCUCCCAUCUCCCAGAGAAGUUCAAUUGGAAGUCGGCAGCCGAUGGAACAAUGGAGUUGACAAGGUUUGAUUUAUAAAAUAAUGUCAAAAAGAGCAGGAAUUCGUUGAUGUUUUCCAUGUGUAGAAUUUUUAUGUGAAAGAGAGUGAAUUAAAUGCUUUUUAAAAUAAAUUUUCAACGGAAUUAGAGUGUUUUAAUUAUUCUACUUAUUUUUCUUGAUAACUAGAUCGUAUUUUUCGGAAAAAAAAAUGUGAAUUUUUAAGUUUUCGUUAAAUCGCAAACCGCUACUCCCUGACAUCAUUUCAUGACAUCAUUCGUAACACAAGAAAUAAGCGUAAUCGAAAUAUUUGGCUAUAUAUUCAUUUUAUUUACGUGAACAUGAUUCAGCAGAUUAUUAUUAUCUCAUUUCAUCACGUCGACUGGUCGGUCUCAUUGCCGCUCUCGCAUGGGAUAAUAUUCCGACGCCCGUCAGCCCUGGACAAGCUGGGCUCCGUACUGUUCCAUUAUGGUGAAGCAGUUCAUUCGCUGGUACUACCCGCGGUCCCACAUUGUUUCCCAACGCUAGCUGUCACUCCGGGACGUAUUGGACAACGAUUGUGGACCGUAACCCGCGCCGACGACUAACUCUUCGAUUAUACCAUGAUUCAGCAGAGAUUUUCUUCAUCUUACUCUGAAGACUGAAUAAAUUGAAUUGAAAUUGAAAUUGAAAAUUGAAGAAUGGGAAGAGCCUGAAUUGCGCCUUUGCAUUAAAACUGCGCCUACGGGUUCAUGCAUUACUUAAGAAAACAGGCUUAGUUUUAAGGCUUCACACGGAGGCGGAGCGCGCAUAGCGCGAAGCCGACUGUGGCUCGCUUCGAAAAAACUCAGCCACAGUGAAAAAUUCGUCAAAUAAAUGAAUACUUGACAUAAAAGGCAUUUAGUUUCAAAACGUGCACACUAAAAACACUAUCAGGUAGCUCUAAACGAUUUGCAAACUUGAUACGCGUGGCGAAAAAAAUCUUUGAAAUGUAUUUCCCAAAAAAGAAAAAUAUCAAAGGAGCAUACUGUGCGUAAGCGUGGGCCUCGACGCCUAGGAUUAUUCCAAACCUUUAAAAAGGUUUCUUUAAAAAAAGUGAGAAAAAAAAGUUUCCAAUCAAAAGGGGAUUUUUUUAAGUGUGAUAACUUUCUGUUUCUCAUGUGACCGGAAAAAGUUUUUCACGUCGAAUCUAAUUUUUAUAAAUUGGAACGUAAAAAAAUGAAUAAAAUGAUAUGGCUGCGUGUGCGAGUUUUGCAAAUGAAGAUGAUGUCAUAGGGAUGACGUCAGGGAGUAGCGGUUUGCGAUUUAACGCGAAGUGAAUUUUUUUAUAGUUCUUUAAAGAAUUCAAGAAUGUUUUUUUAUAAUUUUUUGAAUGAAUGAAUGUUUUUUUAACAUUUAACAUCUUUUGCGCUUAAUUUAGCUUCAAUAUUUUCUUAGCUGGCUAUAGCACUUAGAAAUUUAAAUUGGUUCUACUGCUUUUUUGAGUUUUGUCUCAAAAAAAUUCAUAUACUUGAAUACUUAUUUCAUGAGACUUUCAAAUCUCUUUCCUCUGUUAGAGGUUGUGGUUUGAAUAUUUAUUUCUCUGAAAAGUCUUUUUUCCAAUUGAAAAUCUUUUUCUUGUAAUUGUCUUCGUCCCUUCUUUCACAAUUUAUGAUUAUGAUUCCCUUGCUUAAAUGUGCAAAAAUUUUAGCGUUGAUAUCUUUGAAAGUGCAUUGAUACGAGCAUUUUUAUCACAACAUGAAGAACGAACUUUGAUUUUCCCAGCUUUUUAGGUCUUCACAACGAUCGAAAACGUGCCAUCAAGCAUCAACACGGUCGCCAACCGAAUGAUUAACAAUAAAUAG